AUGAGAACAUCAAGCGAUAUUCUCCACGACCUCCGCUCCGUCCUCUCGGACCCUGCCAAUGUUGCUGCGUCAGGCCACCCGGGCGGAAACGCUGGCAGAGUCAAAAUGACACAUAUGGAUGAGCUCAACAAGAUUGCCAGUCUGCAUUUUCGCGAUACGCAAGCGGCCGCCGUCUCCAUCUCGGGACGCAAUCUGCCCCUGAUCUACAAGCUCAUCUCUUCGCUCGUCUCCCCGCCCCUUUGCAAGACCCUCAUGGUGCUCGAUCUCGACGGCCGCUUCGAUGCCACCCGUAUCACAUGUGCCGAGGAACAUCUGCAUCAUGUCUAUGUCCAGCGGCCGGCCCACAGCAGCCCCGAGACGGUUCGCACCCUCGUCGCCGAUGCCCAGGGCUUCAUGCUCUACAACGCCGCCUCCCAGGCCAGCCUCUCACGCCAGUGGUGGGGCACCAUCGUCAUCGGUGGCCUUGGUAGUGCCGGUGACUUGGUUGCUGGCUGGAAGGGCUGGCUGCGUGUGGAUCGCGAGCCGGUUCAACCGUUUGCCCUCGGCAUAAGUUCCGACGAGGCAUUGACGCAGAGGAAGGCCCGCCAAGACGCCGUGGAUGCUGCCGGCUGGGCUGCAACAUCCCCCUGGGGAGGUUUUGUCUUCCACGAGAUGGAUGGGGACUGA
Messenger RNA from Drechmeria coniospora, 666 nucleotides. RefSeq lists its product as uncharacterized. The record is from RefSeq and is a predicted model, not a curated record. The coding region runs from base 1 to 666 and encodes 221 amino acids. Lineage: Eukaryota; Fungi; Ascomycota; Sordariomycetes; Hypocreales; Ophiocordycipitaceae. The transcript is spliced from 2 exons.